AUGGGAUUUGGGGAAGAUGAAUGGGGUCGAGUACGAGAUGACAUGCUACGGGAGUUGACUUCUAAUUUUUCCAUUUACACGGACAUGCACCAUGGCGAAGAAACCGUUAGAAGCAUGCAAACUAUUGUGAGUAACUGGGAUGUUCCUGCCACGCGUGACAAUUGGAUGUCUUUUCCAAAUAUAGGUCAUGUAAUUGCUUCAACAUACAAUAUUGUGCUUGUCUACUUAUCCAAGUAUCAGCGUCUCACGUUCCUUCCUCUAUCGAGCGAUCCGAUGUUUUUUAGAGAGAGACAAGAGCACGGAAUGGCAUUCGCCGACAACUGUCACUUCGUGCAUGUUGUCUUGAACAACAAUUGUCCAAUACCUCCUAUCGCCGAUUUUUGGUACCGAUGCCAUGAUCCUAAAGCUGAUGGUUGGAAGCCUGCAGAAAUGGAUGGUCGAAUUACAACAUUCCAAGAGUUAAUAGGUCAAAAUGUUGGCAUGCGAGAGAGUUUCGAAAUUAUUACUAUAUUGGAUAAUGGUGAUAAUUCUCCAAACAAAACUAUGUAA
Messenger RNA from Erythranthe guttata (spotted monkey flower), 549 nucleotides. The record is from RefSeq and is a predicted model, not a curated record. NCBI's taxonomy places the organism in Eukaryota, Viridiplantae, Streptophyta, Magnoliopsida, Lamiales, Phrymaceae.